This is a messenger RNA of Lasiosphaeria miniovina, 433 nucleotides long. RefSeq lists its product as uncharacterized. The record is from RefSeq and is a predicted model, not a curated record. The transcript has a single exon. Lineage: Eukaryota; Fungi; Ascomycota; Sordariomycetes; Sordariales; Lasiosphaeriaceae. The coding region runs from base 96 to 332 and encodes 78 amino acids.
UCAAGUCUCGCCUGCCCGGCAGAGGCAGCAGCACUCCAAUCUGGAUAUUCAAGCUCGGUGCCCGACUCGGGGCUGAAUUCGUCUUCGGAUCUCAUAUGCCUAUUCAAGACGAGGAUCAGGAUCGUCGACCGGGCCCGUCAAGCUGUGCCUCCGCCGCCGACAGCGACAGGUUCACUGCGACCCAGAGGGGCUUGGCAACGCCGACCGAGCUUGAGCCGAGCCUGGGUUGCACAAAUAAACCUGCUCCGUUUCUUUGCGGGGAGAAACUGGGCCGCGUGAUUGGCUCGCCGCGCUUCCCCGCACCCCAUCCGCCAUCGUCUCGGCAGCCGUAGAGGUGUCGCUGGGAGUCACCCUGAAAAAAAUCCUGCUCGCGUGAUGUCACACUAAAACGUUUUAUGAGAUCCGAUUGAUAUUCAAUUUCUCCUGCUGAUGG